This is a messenger RNA of Oryctolagus cuniculus (rabbit), 6024 nucleotides long. It is a transcript of the gene LRCH2, whose product is annotated as leucine rich repeats and calponin homology domain containing 2. The record is from RefSeq and is a predicted model, not a curated record. Gene Ontology annotation, molecular function: protein binding. Gene Ontology annotation, cellular component: cytoplasm. NCBI's taxonomy places the organism in Eukaryota, Metazoa, Chordata, Mammalia, Lagomorpha, Leporidae.
UAAGUCUGCUCUUCCUAAGGUCUGCCCGCCCAGCUGUUUCUCCGCCCCUAUACCUCUCCCCUAAGGCAUGCCCUACCCCCUUCUUCUCUGUCUCACGCUGCCCUUCACUGCCCGCGCCCGUUGCCCCUUUCUCGCCCCCUUCGCUGCUCCCCUCCCUAUAGCUCGACCCCUCCUGCUCUUCUGCUCCUCUGGCCGUGGUCAACAUUUCCACCUUCAGGGCUCUGCCACCCCCCUCCCCCUGGGCACCAUUUCUAAAGUCAGCCUUUUGGUGCGCUUAGCACCGUUCACCACCCCACACCCACAUUUCCAGAGGGUAGCGGGCCCCGAAAUCUGUGCAAGCGAAACCCGCUUUUUCUGUGCACGCUGCUGGUCGUAAGGAAUACGGUCUUCCUGGGUGUGUGUGUGUAUGUGUGCUCCCUGCCUCUGCAAGAACGAAAAAGCUGCUGCAACUUGGAGAUUUGGACACCCAUCGCCCAAACGACUGGUGUCGCUUUGCAAGAUUUGGUACCCAAAGCCGUGGAACCAGGAUUUAGCAUCCUUCCUCUGAUGGCACGUUUAUUUAAGCAAGCGUACUAUACUUUCGAACAUCAUCUCCUCUCUAUUCCACACCUCCUCCCAGCCCGCCCCCUGGUUCCUUCCAACCCUCUAUCUCGCCCCCCCCACCCCCUCCGCCUGAUCCUGCGCAUGCGUUCUAAGAACCCCCUACACUCACGACACUGGCUGAGUAUUGUCGGGGGCUAUUCUCUCUCCCAGGAACAUGGCGGCGAGUCAGGGAGGUGGUGGUAACAGCGGGGGCGGUGGUUGUGGUGGAGGUGGAAGUAGCGGCGGCUGUGUCGCGGCCGGAGGCGGCGGCGGCGGGGCCGGAGGGGGAGGUGGCGGCGGCGGCGGCGGCGGCGGCGGCAGUGGCGGGACCGUGGUAGUGCCUAUCCCGGUACCGACUCUUUUCGGUCAGCCGUUCCCCAACGGGCCGCAGUGGAACCCAGGGAGCCUGCAGCCUCAACACACCGUGAGGAGCCUGGACCGGGCCCUGGAGGAGGCGGGCAACUCUGGCAUCCUGAGCCUCAGUGGUAGGAAACUCCGAGACUUCCCCGGUAGCGGCUACGACCUGACGGACACCACCCAAGCAGAUCUUUCCAGAAAUCGUUUUACAGAAAUUCCUUCUGAUGUCUGGUUAUUUGCACCUCUUGAAACAUUAAAUUUAUAUCACAAUUGCAUCAAAACCAUUCCUGAAGCCAUUAAAAACCUGCAGAUGUUAACAUACCUUAAUAUUAGUCGAAAUCUUUUAUCAACAUUGCCAAAAUAUCUAUUUGAUCUUCCCCUUAAAGUUUUGGUUGUCAGUAAUAAUAAACUGGUAUCCAUUCCAGAAGAAAUUGGGAAGUUAAAAGAUUUAAUGGAAUUGGAUAUUAGCUGCAAUGAGAUUCAGGUCCUUCCCCAACAAAUGGGGAAAUUACAUUCUCUUAGAGAGCUAAAUAUAAGAAGAAAUAAUCUUCAUGUUUUGCCUGAUGAAUUAGGUGAUCUUCCUUUAGUCAAGUUGGAUUUCUCUUGUAAUAAAGUGACUGAAAUUCCAGUUUGUUACCGGAAGCUACAUCAUUUACAAGUAAUAAUUUUGGACAACAAUCCCUUGCAAGUACCACCAGCACAGAUAUGCUUAAAGGGUAAAGUACACAUAUUUAAGUACUUAAAUAUCCAAGCAUGUUGCAGAAUGGAUAAGAAACCAGAUUCCCUGGAUCUUCCAUCUUUAAGUAAAAGAAUGCCCUCCCAGCCUCUCACAGACAGUAUGGAAGAUUUUUAUCCAAAUAAGAAUCAUGGCCCUGAUUCUGGAAUCGGAAGUGACAAUGGAGAGAAACGAUUAUCUACAACGGAGCCAUCAGAUGAUGAUACAAUCAGCCUUCACUCUCAAGUCUCAGAAUCAAAUAGAGAACAGAUAUCAAGAAAUGAUAGUCACAUAGUAGGAAGUAAACCUGAUUGUCAGAAAGACCAGGAGGUAUAUGAUUUUAUUGACCCCAGCACAGAAGAUGUUGCAGUUCCCGAACAAGGAGAUGCACGUAUUGGAUCGCUUGCUUCUUUCCUUAAGGGAAAAGAAAAAUGUUCUGAAAAAUCUCAGAAAAAUGAAGAAUUGGGAGAUGAAAAAAGAUUUGAGAAAGAACAGUUACUUGCAGAGGAAGAGGAUGAUGACUUGAAGGAAGUAACUGAUUUGAGGAAGAUAGCUGCUCAGUUAUUGAAGCAAGAGCAGAAGAACAGGAUUCUUAAUCACUCAACUUCUGUCAUGAGAAACAAGCUGAAAUCAACUUUGGAAUGCGAAAAGAGUGUCUCAACAGAUGAAGUUAAUUCACCGUUAUCACCCCUCCCAUGGCAGCCCUUAGAAAAUCAGAAGGAUCAAAUAGAUGAACAACAGUGGCCAGAAUCUCAGCCUAUAAUCUGGCAAAGUGAAGAAAGGAGGCGGAGCAAACAGAUUAGAAAAGAAUAUUUCAAGUAUAAAUCAAUGAGGAAGAGUUCAAGUGGCAAUGAAAAUGAUGAGCAAGACAGUGAUAAUGCUUAUAUGUCACCACAAUCUCCAGUAUCGUCUGAGGAAUAUGACAGAACUGAUGGUUUUCCACAUGGCCCCUUUGGCUUGAAACCUAGAUCAGCUUUCAGCCGAUCUCCUCGCCAGGAAUAUGGGGCAGCAGAUCCAGGAUUUACAAUGAGAAGAAAGAUGGAACAUUUACGGGAAGAGCGAGAGCAAAUACGACAACUUCGCAAUAAUCUUGAAUCCAGGUUAAAAGUAAUUUUGCCUGAUGACAUUGGAGCUGCACUGAUGGAUGGGGUUGUUCUUUGCCAUUUAGCCAAUCAUAUAAGGCCACGCUCAGUAGCUAGUAUUCAUGUACCAUCGCCAGCAGUGCCCAAACUGAGUAUGGCAAAAUGUCGAAGAAAUGUAGAAAAUUUUCUUGAUGCUUGUAAAAAGUUGGGUGUCUCACAGGAAAGACUGUGUUUGCCUCAUCAUAUUUUGGAAGAACGAGGUCUUGUGAAAGUUGGUGUCACUGUUCAGGCACUCCUUGAAUUACCUACAAUCAAGGCAUCCCAGCUUUCUAUGGCUUGAUACAACAUUUUACAAUUUUAAUGUUAGUUUAAUUUAUUUGAAGUAAUUUCAGAUUUCUCAAAUUUAUAAAUAAGAGUGUCACCUCACAUCAAAAAUAGUUUGCCUUAGGUAGAGCCUUAGGGUUUUAAAAAAAUAUAUAUUAAAACAUCAAAUUUGAACUUUGAGUUGCCCAAAUUUCUUUCGGGAGAAAACUGGAUUAAUUUAAUAAGAGUUUUUGAUAAAUUCAAAUUCUCUUUUUACUAAGUCAGUUGAUAACCUUUAGCUUUUUUCAGAAUGCCAAUUGAUACUAAACUUAAAUGUAUUUUCAAUUUAAUAACCACAUUAGGUUUAGUUUUUUUUACAUCAAAGCAUAGUAGCAAACAUCUGGAUAAAGGAAACCUUUUUUUUUUAAGCAACUUAAAACUGUUCUAUAUUUGAGUUAUUUAAUAUGCUUCUAUUCUGGUUUAUACACAAUUUCUUCAAACUUUGGUCUUAGUUUUCUAGAAAAAAAGUAGUAGAAAAAACAGAACUCUGGCUUUAUAUUAAAUUCUUUUAGUAUUAUAGGUUGGUGCCAAAAUAUUUUAAGUUGUAUUGUAGAUUGUUUACAUGUGAAGUGCCUGUGUAAUUGAUGACUCUUAUAUAGUCUUAAGCAAUUUUGCAAUUUUCUUUUUAUGUAUUAAUAGACUCAAUGGAACUUUAAAAUAUUUUAGUAGAUUUUGUAAGGUCAAUAAUAUGUGAGGAUUUAACUAUCCAUCACAAUUGGACACUUGUGAUUUUUAGUUAGUCCAUUGCAGUUUUCCUUAAAUUGGUUAUUUCAUGUUGUCAAAAAAGCAAUGUUAAUAUGCUUAAUUUAUGCUAUUUAAUUUUGCAAAACUUAAUCAUCUUUUAAAAUGUAUUAUUUGAAGAGUAUUUUAUUUCUGUAAUGAAAAUGUUACACAAAACAGUAACAUUUUUGAGAACUAGUGAAGUACUGAUUAUCAAGGACAUUUUGAUACAACUGCCAAAGUUUGGGUUUAUAUAUUGAUUUUUAGAAACAUUAUGUCAGUCCUGCCUUUAGCUAUAUUCAGAAAGUAGCAAAUGAGAAUAGAUUUUUUAUUUGAAAUCUGGCCAUUUGUGGAUCCUAUACACCUUAUGAUUCUCAAUUAACUUGGUGUUGAAGUAAACACAGACCAUUCCAUAAAUAUUUUUCAUAAUAUACUUUGUUACAUAAAGUCCUUGUUUAAUUUAGAGAUGGAUAAAUAUAUGUUGGUAAUUGUGCAGGAAUUUUUCAAAACCAUUACUGUAAUGAAUAACUCAGUUCCUAUAGGAGAACCUUAAUAAUUACUUUUAUAGUAGCCAGGCAAGUAUCAUAUCUUAAAUAUGUGAUCAUUUGCACUUGUUACCUCUUAAUAUGGAUGCAACUUACUAAAAAUGUUGGCCUUGGUAUUUCAAAGGGUAUACAUAAAAGGUAGAAUUAGUGUGCCAAAUGGUAUAGUAAGGGUUGCUUUAGGGACAACUCUACAUUUUUUGAUGAAUUGCCAUGAAGCCAUAUAAUUAUAUUUUGGCUUUGGAACACAGAUGUGUUCUUUACAUUCCCCAAAAGUAAAAUUGGAGCUUGUAAAGAAUUAAAGCUUCUUAUUACCAUAAAGUUAAAAAAUUAAAUUAUUAGUAAUUUAUUACUUUAAAUAUUUGAGCUAAUUAGUUAUUAUUUUUCAGUUGGACCUAAGCGCACACACACACACAUAUAUCUCAGUAACAUAGUCAAUCUCCCUAAUGAAAACUUGGAUAAUAAGGGUAAGAAAUGUUAAAUACCUUAGUUGAUGACUUUUUAAUAUAAAAAUUUGACUUACAAAUUAAGUGACCAGUAAAACUGCAGCAUUCAUACUUCUUUCAGUUAUCAUGUUAUAGAAUUCCUUAUUAAUCUGUUAAUUCUUUUAUAAGUAUUUUCCUGUUUCAUAUCAUUGAAAUAGUAGUAAAAUUAUAGGUCAUCUUCUUACUCAUUUCACUUGUGAGUUAAUUAUUCUUUAUAGAGAAAAUACACUAGAACCACACUAUGCCAUUCUUCACUGCAAGAGCAAAAUUCCAUGUAACACGGGUCCAUUUGAGGUGGAUACCAUAGCAGUUCAUCAAUACUAUUGUGCCAAAAGGCAACGCCACCUCUAAAGCAGUUUCAUGGUAUAGUCUCCGAGGACAAUAUUGCACCAAGGCUCUGAUGUACUUCUUUUAGUAGUUAAGUGUGACAUUUAUUCUAAAUGUUUUAUGGUUAUUAUAUAUUUACUUCAUCAGUUAUUGGAUUAAGAAUUAUCAUUAUUCAAAUGGGUUUGUGAUUUGAUGAGAGGUAAAUAAUCAAGCUAAAAUAUUUUAUCAGGCCCUAAAAAUUCAAGAUAACUAUUUCUGUUAAAUUUUACCACUGUAUGGCACAAGAAAGAAGUGAUGUUGGAUAUGUUAGAAUUGAAAUGAGUAAAAAUGCAUUACUGUUUGUUUAAUAACUAUCUUUAUAGAAUGCUAGUUUAAUGACUUUUCUAAAUGAAUUUUUUGAAGAAUUCAGAAAUGUUUGUAUUGGUCACAGAUCUAUCAAUUGAUUUUCUGAUGCAUUUAAAAAUAAAUGGAACACUAAAUGUAUAUUACCGAUGCAAACUGUGGAUAAAGUUGAAUGAAAAAAAUUUAAGUCUUGGAUGUCUUUUCUCCUUCUCUACCUCCUUUCUCACCAUCCAUCAUGGCAUCCAUUUUUUUGUCAGUAUUUGAUAGCUUGUGUCUAUUUUCCCCAGUAUGAAAAACUAGACUUUGAGAGGAUAUGUUCAAACUAAGUUGUUUAAGACUCCAGAUUCUCCUUACAGCAUGUAAUUUUUAGUAGGUAAUGUCUUCUGUUGAAAAAAGAUUUUUUUCUAAAAAUCCUCACAAUAUAAUGUUACCUUUUAUAAGAUAAACUCAUUUUGUGUAAUAUAAACAUAGGAGAAAACUUUACAUAAAUAAAUGGUAAAUAUUAUUUA